GAUUUCAGUAGUGUUUCCUGGGGGGGAAAAAAUUCUGCUUUUUUUUUGACAAAUGAGUUGAAGACCUUUCUGAAGGUGUGUGGGUUCCAUGCUGAUAAGGGGACUUCCGUCUGUCAUAUAAACCAGCAUGGAGCCCCAGGCAGGCAUCUUAUCGGAAGGAAAGAUGAGAAACGCGCUGCUGUGGAUCGGCUUGGCCGUUUUGCUGCAGUUGCAGCUGGGCUCUGCCUACAAACUUGUGUGCUACUUCACUAACUGGGCCCAGUAUAGGCCAGAACCUGCCAAGUACUUCCCAAACAAUGUGGACCCCCAUUUAUGCACCCACUUGAUGUACGCCUUUGCAACGAUGAAUGAAAAUAAGAUUGCACCCUAUGAAUGGAACGAUGAGGACAGACUCUUUCCAGCAUUUCAAGCACUAAAGACAAGCAAUGACAAGCUGGUCACCCUGCUGGCCAUCGGCGGGUGGAACUUUGGCACUCAAAAGUUCACUCAAAUGGUGGCAUCACAAGCAAAUCGUAAGACCUUCAUUGACUCCGUGAUUGCGUACCUCCGCAAAUUUGGGUUUGAUGGGAUCGACUUGGAUUUCGAAUACCCGGGUUCCCGAGGCAGCCCCCCUGAAGACAAGCAUCGCUUCACCAUCUUGAUUCAAGAAAUGCUGGAAGCCUUCACAGCUGAAGCUGCAAGUGCCAACAAGCCACGUCUAUUGAUUACAGCAGCAGUAUCUGCUGGGAAAGCAACUAUUGAUGCUGGCUAUGAGAUUGCUGAGAUAGGGGGGCUCCUGGAUUUCAUCAGCGUGAUGACCUAUGAUUUCCAUGGAGGCUGGGAUCCAGUCACAGGACACAACAGUCCCUUGUAUCAAGGCUGCAAGGACCAGGGUGACUUCAAGUUUUUCAACUGCAAAUAUGCCAUGGAGUACUGGAAGAACAAUGGCGCCCCACCUGAGAAGCUCAUCAUGGGUUUCCCCACCUAUGGGCGCACCUUCAGGAUCAGUGGCACGGACCGUUGUGUUGGAGCUCCUGCAUCUGGGGCAGGCUCUUCUGGGCCCUACACCCGGGAAGCUGGCUUUUGGGCAUAUUAUGAGAUUUGCACCUUCCUGAAGACCGCUCAAGUACGUUGGAUGUGUGACCAGCAAGUCCCAUAUGCCUAUAAAGAUAAUGAGUGGGUUGGAUUUGACAAUCUCUGCAGCUACCGACACAAAGUCCAAUACUUGAAGGAUAACAAUUUUGGAGGAGCCAUGGUCUGGGCAAUUGACUUGGAUGAUUUCCUGGGCACUUUCUGCAAUGAAGGAAAAUAUCCUCUGAUAAGUGAGCUGAAGAGACUCCUUGAAAUGAAUGAGCCAAUUGAUCUAAACUGCCAUGAAGACAUCCCUGAUGAUGACUGUGGUUCAUGUGGCACUGUUUCACCUGAUCCAACUGAUCCUUCUUCACCUACAACAACACUUCCACCACCUACACCUGAGAAACCAACAGUCAAUCCUGGUGAUAAGACAUUUUGCAGUGAUAAACAAGAUGGCAUAUAUGCUGACCCUGCAGAUCAGGCAUCCUUCUACCAAUGUGCUGCAGGCACUUCUUACCACUUCACGUGUGCAGGUAGCCUGGUCUAUGAUGAGAUCUGCAAGUGCUGCAACUAUCCCUAAUAUUAACACCAGCCCCCAAGGUUGCAACGUUGGUAACCUCACGAGUCCCUCUGGAAUCCCCCUAUCUUUAUAAAUAAAGCCAGCAGGCAGGGAU
Molecule: messenger RNA, 1727 nt
Organism: Alligator sinensis (Chinese alligator)
Lineage: Eukaryota; Metazoa; Chordata; Crocodylia; Alligatoridae
Product: acidic mammalian chitinase-like
Exons: 12
Coding region: 128-1633 (501 amino acids)
Biological process (GO): chitin catabolic process; carbohydrate metabolic process
Cellular component (GO): extracellular region
Molecular function (GO): chitin binding; chitinase activity
Source: RefSeq, a predicted model, not a curated record